Molecule: messenger RNA, 1557 nt
Organism: Musca domestica (house fly)
Lineage: Eukaryota; Metazoa; Arthropoda; Insecta; Diptera; Muscidae
Exons: 2
Coding region: 177-1430 (417 amino acids)
Source: RefSeq, a predicted model, not a curated record
UUAGUUGCAUAUUAGCCUCGGAGGGUGGAAAGUUCAUAUUCCAUUUCGCAAUUUUGCAAAAUAUUAAUUCAUAAAAUAUUUCAAUUCCGACAAGUCGCUAGCAAAGUCGUUAACAUCUGAUUUUGCCUCCUGGGCCUGGACCUCAACGAAUUGGCCUAGAUAAGAGAAUUGUCAGAAUGGCAUAUCCGACACUUGCCGCCUUUUUAACACUUCUACUUGUCGCCAGCUCGCCAAUUGCUGCCCAAGACAAGCAACUGAUCGUGGAUGAAAGCAACAGUACAACACUUCAACACACCAUUCCCGUGAAUCCCAUUGUCAUCCAGACGCAAUUGCAGAACUAUGAUCAGCCCACCGUGCACGACUACCAAGAGUGUCACGAAAAUCGGGAGAAAUGCCAAAAUGCCUGUCAGGCUGAUGUUGCCUGUCUAAAGGCAUGUCCAAUCUGUCCGGAUUUGAUCAAGGGUGACCAUGUGGUGCAGGGUGUGAACGAUACUCAGUCCAAUCCGUCGGCCAAAUCGUUUAAUACAACCAACGUAAUUCGGCUGACGAACCACAUACUUAACACAAUCGAAAGUUCUGGAGGCAAUGUAACAUUAAACAACAACAACGUCGUAGAUUUGCAUGAGAACGCUACAACGUCUCGUGUGGGCGGAAAGUUCGGUUUGGGCUACCACAAUACGGAGCCAUGCUGUAUCAUUGUGAGAUCCUCACAGAAUUGCGAUCACAAACAGCAGUUCUCGACGGCAUCUCGACGCUGCCAUCGCAGACAGCAUCGCGUCUGCGGUAAGCAGUGUAAGAGUCGUGUCAUGGAAGCCCGCCAGGUAACUGUCUGUGAUUCCAAUCCAGAUUUCCAGGAUUAUUUUGAUGAUGAUGAUGGGAACUAUGGUGGACGGUGUUAUCAAACGGUGAAAUAUUUUCCCCUAAAUCCCAGAAGACGAUAUUCUAGCAGACCGCCAGCUCCCAGAUGUUCCUAUGUACCGACAUGGCCAUAUAUAGCCUGUGGAGGUCCAACCAACCAACAACCUAAUUGCCAACACUGCCUGCGUUUGCCAUACAUCUACAUAUUGCACCAGGGCAUUCCGCCGCAAUGUGGCCACUGCUUCAACAGCAUCUAUAGUGGAGCCAACACCUACAACUAUCCACAACAGCAAUUUGUCAAUUGGCAAGUGCCAAUGCAAUUUCCAUGGAUGGAUUAUGGUGCCGAUGUUGGAGAUGAUUUCGACUCUGAUAUUUCCGAUGACUGGAAGGAGGACCAUCGUACCCCAUAUAAUGGCAUGGAAAAUGAUAAUUUCACCACAGAAGGACCCGAAGAAAACGAUACCUACGACUAUGACGACUUGGACGAUGGAAUGGGUCGCAGACGCCGCCGUCGCCGCCGCCAAUCGUUUUUACGUUCCAAAUAUAGCCGCAAAUACCGAAACAAUGCAUAGAGUCAUAUUUGGGAACCUAUUUCAAUACUUUCUUUUAAAUCUAUCACCGUGUUGUCCCUCAAUUAUCUAAACUUCUGUUCUUAACUCUCCAGUAAAAAGUUUAUUUGAAAUAAAAAAUAAAUUAAUU